Patiria miniata (bat star) is the source of this 7978-nucleotide messenger RNA. Its product is annotated as syntaxin-binding protein 5-like. Gene Ontology annotation, cellular component: SNARE complex; plasma membrane; cytoplasm. Gene Ontology annotation, molecular function: myosin II binding; syntaxin binding; GTPase activator activity. The record is from RefSeq and is a predicted model, not a curated record. Lineage: Eukaryota; Metazoa; Echinodermata; Asteroidea; Valvatida; Asterinidae. Gene Ontology annotation, biological process: regulation of protein secretion; regulation of exocytosis.
CCUUGACUCAGAAAUCGUUCAGAUUUGGUCGGCCGGGUGUGGACUGCCACGUUCGUCAUGACAGCGACACAGCAGUACUGCAACUCAUGUUCCUUGUCAAUGAGGGUGCUCUAGUCAGUGUGUGUGCCGAUGACAGUCUGCAUCUAUGGAACCUCCGACAGAAAAGACCAGCAAUACUACACUCACUCAAAUUCAACAGAGAAAGAAUAACACACUGCACCCUCCCAUUCCAAAGUAAAUGGCUGUAUAUAGGCACCGAGCGAGGCAACGUUCACGUGGUCAACAUCGAGUCCUUUGUUCUCUCUGGUUACGUCAUCAACUGGAACAAAGCCAUCGAGUUGUCAAGAAAGACUCAUCCCGGACCUGUAGUUCACCUCAGUGAUAAUCCAACCGAUGCAAAUAAGCUUCUGAUUGGUUUUGAGACGGGCGUGGUCGCGAUGUGGGACCUGCGGACCAGGGCAGCCGAGCAACGCUUCAAUUGCACCCAGCCGGUCCGCUGCAUCUCCUGGCAUCACGACGGCAAGCAGUUCAUCGUCAGUCACACCGACGGCACACUGACCACCUGGAACAUCAAGAGCCCAACCAAACCGGCUAAUAUCAUAUCACCGCAUGCUAAAGUGCCUGCUAAAGGACUGAAGCCCGAACCAUGCACACCAGUACUCAAAGUGGAAUGGAGGUCAGUGAAAAACGGGGACCCCUUCAUUCUGUUCGGGGGUUUACCCUACGAGAAGGCCAGCAGCACACCCAGUAUCACCAUCAUGCAAGGCAAGACCACCACCGUGCUAGAAAUGGAACACACCGUCGUCGACUUCCUCUGUCUCUGUGACAACCCUUGGCCAAGCAAUCCCCAGGAACCGUAUGCGGUGGUGGUUCUUUUGGAGAGUGACCUCGUGGUCGUUGACCUCACAUCGCCAGGGUAUCCGUGUUUUGAAAAUCCCUACCCCAUGGACCUCCAUGAGUCCCCAGUCACCUGUGUGCAAUACUACGCCGACUGCCCCUCGGAUCUUAUACCACACCUGUAUUCAGCUGGGUCCAAUAGUCUGAACAGGAAGAAGCAACUGUACAGUAAAAAGAACUGGCCUGUCAAAGGAGGAGGCUGGGGAAGUGGUGGAAGCAGCGAACAAGAAAUCGUUAUUACAGGGCAUGCAGAUGGAACAGUUAAAUUCUGGGAUUCCUCCCAAGUCAUGCUACAAGUUCUGUACAAGCUCAAGACGGCCAAGGUCUUUGAGAAGCAGAAGCAGGCUCGUAGCCUGGACGGAGAUGAGGAACCCUUUGCCAUCCAGAUGGUGAAACUGUGUCAAGAGAGCCGGCUACUAGCCGUAGCCGGAGCCAGCGGCCACGUCAUACUCUACCGAUUCAGCAGGCUGGAAGUCACUACUGAACUGCCAGUCCUAGAAAUCGCCAUCCUGUAUGAGCCCGAAGAGCCCGACACGCCCGAGGCUGAGACACCCCCUCCCCCACCCACCCCGCUGAAACGCAACACCAGCACGGUCAGCGCCAGUUCUGUCGCCAGCGCCAUCAGCUCACCGCCGCCGACCCAGACCAGCCAGGCAUCAUCGGGCGGCGCGACGGGCGCCAGCGGGUCCAGCACCGGUAACCAAGCCACGAGUACCAGCUCCGGGGAGGGCAUCAGGGACAACGUGCCAAACUUGAAGGUAAAAGGAGGACCUCAUAAACGGGCGUCAGGUUUCCAGCCAGAUCUGUGCUGUCAGCUAGUCUGGGUGGACGGAGAAGCACCGUCAACUAUCACUACAGUGGAGAUCAACUCUUGCUACGGCCUCCUUGCGUUCGGCACCAUAACCGGCCUAGUCAUAGUGGACUAUCUCCAGAAGACCUGUCUCUUGAACAUGGGCACCCCGGACCUGUACGGCUCAGCAGACCCCUACACCAGGACCCCUAGGUCCCCCAAGAAGAACAAACCCCAGGGGCUGGGGGACAUCGUGGAGCAGUACAUGGCUGACCCGGAGAGGUGCAAGUCACCCACGAGCAGCAGCGCGGAACAGCAGAACGGGGUCUGUGUCAGCCCCACCAGCACCAACAGCUCCCGCAAGCAAGGCCGCAACAACCACGACCCGGCCCAGCUCAAGCGCAGUAAGUCCCAGGGCUCUCGCAAGCUCAUCUCCUGCAAGGCACAGUCGGUCUGCUCCGACUCAGGCAACUGUGGGCCGGGGGAAGCCCCGCCUAACGGCUCUCCGCCCACCCCUCCGCCCAGUCCGAAGGAGGGGCCCAAGGAAGUAAACCCCGCCCAUUCCCACUUCAGCCAACUCAUCAAAUUUGUUGUGACUGGUCUGAGCAUGAACCCAUCAGUUCUCCACGUGCCGUAUCGCAGCGAGGGUUCGUUCACCAGAUCGCGGAGUUCCAGCAUGUCCAGCCUGGAGAAGGAGGCCAGGGAGGGCGUCCAGUGCUUGACCUUUGCCGAGUCCUACACCAGGAAAACAGAGUCUGUGACCUCACCCUGUAUCUGGGUGGGCACCACUCUAGGGUCCGUGCUCGUCAUCGUCAUCAACUUACCACCCUGGGGGGAGCAGAGGUACACACAGCCUGUCAUUGUCACGCCAAGCGGUACCAUCUUGCGUCUGAAAGGCAGCACCUUGCUGAUGGCUUUCCUAGAUUGUAACGGCAGCUUGAUCACGCCGCCUUACGAACCCUGGAAAGACGUGAACAAAGACACCAAGGAGAGUCGAGACAAGAGACCGCCGUCAUUACAGCGCAGUCGAAUGUCGCCCUCCUCCUCCACUGAAAUUGCAGACCGACAAUUUGUCAUCAUCUGCUCCGAGAAAGAAGCCAAGGUCAUAUCACUUCCAUCACAGACCUGUGCGUACCGGGUCAAAGUGGCCGAGUCGUCCUACGUCGUCAGAACAGAUGUUAUCAGCUUGCAGAAUAGCGUUUGUCUGGCGUGCUACGUCGCCAACGGCCACAUCAUGGCGUUCAGCUUGCCCAGUUUCCGAGUUCUGCUUGAUCACGACUACCUUCCACUGACCGAUCUCAGGAUUGGCCGAACAUUCCAGUUCAGCUCCCACGGCAAGGGUAUAUAUCAAGCCAGUCCGACGGAACUCCAAAGGAUAACUAUAUGCAGCGAAGCAAGUGAGAACCUCCAUGACAUGCUAGGCGACCUGUUCCUUCCAGUCAACACACCGGAAGCCCCCAGUAAAGGCUUCUUCAAAGGACUGUUUGGUGGAGGCAGCAGCACAUUGGACAGGGAGGACUUGUUCGGCGAGUCAAGUGGUAAACCGUCUCGCAGCAUAGCCAGGCACAUACCGGGUACCGGUGGCAUCGAGGGGGUCAAGGCUAACUCCAGCUCGGCAGCCGGGGAGCUCUACAAAGCACGCAUCGCACUUCAUGAACGAGGGGAGAAACUGAGCGAACUGGAGGAACGCACAGCACAGAUGAUGGCAAACGCCGAAAACUUCUCCCAGGCUUCGCACCAACUUAUGCAGAAAUACAAGGACAAGAAAUGGUACCAGUUCUGAUGGAACUACAUAAGGCAUUGGUGCUGGCUCCAAGCUACAGGGAACCAGCUAAAGCAGGCCAACUUUGUGACGAAGCAGGGACGAAUGAUUAGAGAUUAAAACCAAAAAGGAGAAAUCACAUGAUUUUGAGCCAAGACGCUUGGUCGACGGAAGUAAGGGGGUUUCAGCAGAGAUUCAUCUGCUUCGAAAUCCGGUCCGAUUGGACGGGGUUUGAAGGCGAAGGGAGUAGAUCGUGCAAGGAAAAAAAAAAUAAUAAAAGCAAUUUUUAUAAAUUCAAAAUAGAGUGGAAGAGUGAAGAAAAUAAUACCUGACUUUUGAACCGGUGGCUGUGUUUGAAAUCAAGUGUCUGUUCAAGUGCAUGGAGGGGAGGUUUGGGUCGUAUCGAAGUUGUUUAUUCAAGUAGCUGUUACUCUGCCUUUAAAAGCUUCUAAACGCACAUAUACUUUCUGGUGUCUGAGCUGAUAAACCCUAAAAAUCACAUCCGAAUCAAGGUUAGUGAUUACUCUUGGAAUGUAGUGAAGUGGGGAUUCAAAAACCUAAGUUUCCUGAGGGGACUGAUAUUGAAUCAAGGAGUCACAUUUUUUAAUCCUAUCUUUUGUCGGAACUGGGUGCAUGCUGGCACAAUUGUAUCGUUUCACAUUCCCGUUAUUUAAAGUUGAACACACACACACACAACUAACAUGGAAGAUAGUUAUGGACAAAGGCCGAAUGCAUUCCAGGGCAAUCUAUUGUAUUGGUAUUGAGGUAUUUCAAAGUCUCUAAUCUUCAGGGAGAAACUAAAAGCGCAUGUAAGAAGGCUUUCGAUAAACGCAGCACAGCUGGUCUCGUAUUAUGUCUUGGUUUUAGUUGGUGCUGUUUUGCUUAAAACUUUCCAGAGCAUCAUGUUAACAUAAACAACCAAAAGAGGGCGCCAUAUCCAUCUUACAGUGGUAAGACGGACCAAUAAAAAAGGCUUUUAGGCAGUAAACAAAAGAAGUAGCUCACAAGCUACUGAAUAAACAUGAGCAUGUACCAAUAGAUGAUGACGGGAAAACAUGCAUGCUGAGUGGCGUUGGCAAGGGCUUUAUCGAUUAAUAAUUGACAUUGACACUCUGUUCACAUUCCAAUUUUUUCGUCGUGUCGAGACGUCGUUAGCGUGAUGUGUCGUUCCUUUUGCAUGCCUUUCGUAGCUGAGUUCUCAUUGGUUUUUGUACAAAAAACUUACAGGAUAUUGAUUAUUAAAAAAACCAAAAUUUCUGAAUCUGAGAGAUCUAAACAUUCCAUUUCUUGACUUUCUUCUGCUUGUUAAAACUGUGAAAAUGAAAACCGGAAAAACGUGCCGACGUGUUGGGCAUAAGUCCUUACAUCUGUAAGACUCACUUGCUGUGCCCUGUGCUAAGACAAAAAUAACUUACAACUGAUUCGAUAUAUUUUUGUUGUCGUGUAUAUAUAAAUAUAUAUAUAAAUGUACCUGAGGCAUUAUGUGUAGUUAAGGAAAGAGUAGGACAAGUGCAUUGUGGACUCUUAUUGAAUUGUUCUUAGGUUAAAAAAAAAGUGCAAUAGGCCUUGGAAUUUGUAAUCGAUCAUUGAUCAUUCUCUUCACGACUUUAAAAAAAAAAACGAGGAUACUGCGUCUUCGUUCAAAAUAAAAUAAAAAAUCUGAAAAGAGGUGACGAUUGAAUCGUCACUCUUUUUAACCAAAAAAAAAAAUAAUAAUAAAAAAUUGUGUACGGAAACGAAUAUAUCCAGUGAGUUAUUAUAAUUAAUUUUUUUGUUACCUCAUUCCAAAGCGUAAAAAAAAAAUAUGUAAAUGAAGACUUGCAUUUAUAAUUGUUGUUGACUGUGAACAUAUUUAGACAAUGAACAUAGUUGUACCACUCGGUACGCUAGCUAGACAAUCUUUUGGGUACUUUGGACAGAGGCAGUUGAACGACCGAUAGAGAAAAUAGCUCGCCUCGUGUAAAUAGACUACAGGAGAAGAAAAAUAAAAUAAUCAAAACGUAAAAAAAGUUUAAGAUAUGAUUACCAGUAUAUAUGACUGUAUAGAAACGUUAACAGAAAAAGUGUUUAGACAUAGAUGACUCAGCUGCGGAUUAACUAAGAAUUAAUGAGUACAACUACCUAUAUACAUAAAUAUAAAUAUAUAAAUAUAUUAUCUGCUUCUCAAUUUACGGAGGCGCCUAUAUUUGGGUCUGGUGCAUAUACGUGGCUAUCCCGUCAACUUUUAACGAAACCACGAGACUGUGUUUAUAUACUCAUGGCAGAUAUAGCUGUACGCUUUGCCACUUCAUGCGUAUGUUAGCCUCUCGCGAAGGUGAACGACCGCUUUGUUUGUUACGUAGCCGUAGACUAUGUACGAGUCAAUAAAUCGACGGUCCGCGACGCCACUGUUUUUUCUUAUAAAUUACAGUAUCUGGCAAUGUACAGUACGAUAUAUUCCUUUUCUGUUUUUUUCAUAGAGUUGUACAUAGUUAUUUUGUGUAGCGGAGAUCUGUUGUCACGUGACCGUGUCAUGUAUUUCUUUGAUUUUUUCACCUUUUCAUACUUUUUUCCCCUGGUGCGUUUUUGUCAUUGUUCAGUUUUUUAGAAAACAGCCAUUCUCUUUAGACAAACCAUACUGUGUAUUAUUACAGCCGAUACAAAGUCGAGGACCGAAAUGUGACCGAAUUCAAAUUUACAAACAUAUAAAUAGUAAUUUGUACAAACAAAAACAAAAUUGAUUUUAAUAAUAGAAUAAGAGUAUUAUUUCAGAAUUAUGUUGCCAUUAUUUAAAAGUGUAGUCUUAGCGAAAACGUCACACUGCAUGACUAGAAAUGCUGUUCUGACCAUUCAUUUUACUUCUAAAAUUUUGUCCGGUUUUUGCAUAGUUUGAGCAAGUAGACCAUAACGUGUAAAACCGGUUGUUUUGUUUUUUUCAGAAGGAUUUUGUAGUUAUUAACUUACAUUUUCGAAAGUCCAUAAAUGGUUGAAAACUGGUAUUCAAGGUACUUUGUUAGUGGUUGUCAGGUUAUUGAAAAAGCUGGAAGAAAUGUUCAAAAAAAUUGAUUAAAGAUAAACUUCAUUGUAUCUGUAAAUGUAAAUCAGACCUUUCAAAAGCCAAAAACAUUUUUUUUUAGAUUGACCGUUGCUUUUCUGCACUUUCAUACAAAAACUGCCGUUUAUUGUCAAUACUUGCAGUCGUUUAUUUCUUGAAGCCAGAUUAAGCAUUUUGUUCCCUGUGGCAAAUCUUUGGCAGUUAAGUAACAAUUUUACACUUUUAGAUUACUUAAUGAUUUUUUGUAUAUUUGUUCAAUAAUAUGAGGCACUUGUCAAUUAAUUUUGCACCCACGAAUGACACUUAUUGUGUUGUUAACCCUUUAAAAAAAAAGGACAAUUCCUGGAUAGGCUCAUUGAAAAUUGCAUUUUGUUAACUUAGCACAAACCAUUUGUGGGUGUGGUUUGUGUGCAAACUGUGCUGGCCAAUCAGUGACCAGUGUGUAUGGUUUGUGUACAAAUACUUUCAGCCAAUAGGGGCCCAAGAAGGAAGUCACCUACACAAAUGAUAUUAUACAUUUUGCCAUGGUUGUUACAACACAACCAAUGGGUGUCGUGUGCAGUCACUGUAGGUGACUAUGAGAGCUCCUAUUGGUGGAGAGUAAGUGUACACAAACCAUAGGAACUGAUCACUGAUUGGCUAAGCCUGGUCAGUGAACAAACCACUACUGGUAGUUCCUACCCAAAGAAUACAAAGCCACUUUUAAGUGUGGGAUGCAAUGGGGACCUUGCUCCAAUAUUGCUGUGUAUCUAUACAAGCUUAAAUAAUAUCAGAAUACUUUAAAAUUUUACUUCAGAUUAAAUCGGAAAUGUUGCAUCGGAAAUAAAAGAGACUUUAAUUGUAAAAGUACUAGUAAGGCACAGUGGCAAUAGCUUAAAUCAUUAUUAAUUUGCAGGGUUUAUGUAUAAUUUGGACUGAAAAAUCAUGUAAUAUAACUCAUGUUUUGGUUUGUGUUUGACUUGAUCUGCACAUUUAUUUCACCCUGUAAUACCAAAAGCAAGAACAAUUUUAUUUCAAAGAAAACAAAAAUGUGUUUGUAUAAUUUGCACAAAUUAUUAAGUAGGACAUACAGUUGAGUUGAAUAACCAUUGAAUCAUAAUAUGUUAAUAUUGCCAUUAAAAAUCUAGAAUUUUUUUUUUUAAUGAAGUGUUGUCAGAUAUUUCUCUUUGUUACAUUGGAAAGUAAUGUUUCCCAAAUUAAAUACACAUAUAUAUAUUUCCUUUUACAACUUAUUGAUUUUAUUUUUACAAGAAAAUUCAUUGAAAUUGUUGAAUGUGUAAAGGAGAUAAUUAUUGUUUCAUAUAGCAAAGUUGAAAUUUUGCAUGUAUCAUUAUAAUUCAAUUUGCUGUCUCGGUGGUUAUUUUGGGGAUUUUUGAAUUGAAGUUGUCCCUUGUUCAGUUUAGUUUUGUAGUGGUUUUUGAUCUAGAUCAUUAUUGUCGUAUUUAAAGUUUUGACCCUUUUUUUUUGCUUGCCUAUAAAAAAAUUGAGAUUGGAA